AGAUAAAUUAAUUGAAAAAAAGGCAUUUGGGUUUGUUUGACUGUUCACAAGAAAGCUCCCCAAAAGGAGCGUUGCUUUACUCCCUCUCUCAUUCUCUCUCGCCUCCGAUCCUAUUUAAGGCUUUUUUUCUUUUGUCAUCUCAUUCAUUGAUAUCAUUACCACAAAACUAAACUCCUUUCUUCACCGAUCUUCUCGUUCCUUUCAUUCAUUUUCGAUCAGGCAAUGGCGACGAACGUGGGUUCCAAACCCGACCCGGUUGUGGUUUCACCACCUCCUACAAACCCGACUCGUGAGAGUACUGGUAACAAUCAUAAUAGUAAUAAUGCCGCCAAAGAGAUUCGUUACAGAGGCGUCAGGAAACGUCCAUGGGGACGAUACGCUGCUGAGAUCCGAGAUCCGGUUAAGAAAACUCGUGUCUGGCUCGGCACGUUCGACACGGCUCAGCAAGCGGCGCGUGCUUACGACUCAGCCGCGCGUGAGUUUCGCGGUUCUAAGGCUAAGACCAAUUUCCCCACGUUUCUUGAACUCCACGGGAACGCCGUCGGUGGUGGUGUUGGUAAUAAUAGUCCUUCUUGUCAGAGUAGCUCUGUCGUCAGCUCGUCUUCUUCUCCUAAGGCGGCGCGGUUUGUUACACCGCCACCGCAGCUAGAACUCAGCUUAGGCGGCGGCGGUGGAGCGUACCGUAGGAUUCCGGUUACACGUCCUGUUUACUACUUCAACAUGACGACGGCGUUUCCUAAGGUGACUGCGUGCGGUUUCCAGAGCGAGUCUGAGACGUCUUCGGUCGUAGAUUUCGAAGGUGGAACUGGGAAGAUAUCUCAGCCGUUAGAUCUGGAUCUUAACCUAGCUCCUCCGGCGGAAUAGGCCGUGAGUUUUUUUUUUUUUUUGGGGUUAUAUGUCGUCGUUUCUUUAGAGUAAAAAAUAACGUUUUUUUUUUUAUUUUUCUGCCUUGGAAAAAAAAAAUAUUAUCCGUUUUUGUAGAAGUAAGUGGAGAAAAAAGCUAAAAUAUAGUAAUUUUUAGCUGACAUGGAUAAGCAAAAACAAGUUGUUAUGUAUAUGUAGUAUUAUUAUGAAACCUUAUUAUAUAAAAAAAAUCAACGCAAUUAACAUAAUAAGAUCUGAAUUAUGGCAGUAA
Molecule: messenger RNA, 1135 nt
Organism: Camelina sativa (false flax)
Lineage: Eukaryota; Viridiplantae; Streptophyta; Magnoliopsida; Brassicales; Brassicaceae
Source: RefSeq, a predicted model, not a curated record